Messenger RNA from Drosophila ficusphila, 5727 nucleotides. It is a transcript of the gene Myc, whose product is annotated as myc protein. Gene Ontology annotation, biological process: regulation of transcription by RNA polymerase II. NCBI's taxonomy places the organism in Eukaryota, Metazoa, Arthropoda, Insecta, Diptera, Drosophilidae. The record is from RefSeq and is a predicted model, not a curated record. The coding region runs from base 607 to 2694 and encodes 695 amino acids. Gene Ontology annotation, molecular function: RNA polymerase II cis-regulatory region sequence-specific DNA binding; protein dimerization activity; DNA-binding transcription factor activity, RNA polymerase II-specific. The transcript is spliced from 3 exons.
AAGCAGUGGUCGUCUCAGGAAAACCAACUAUUUGUGUUGCGGAACGCGGAUCGCGUGCUCUUCCCUCGCUCUUCGCUUUGUGGAUUGAAUUUUUGGCUGUUUUCCGCCCGACGACAAUAAAAGUUAUACCAUAGGCUAAUCCGCAAAAACCAAACCAAACCCAAAACCAAUUUACUAAAAUACACCAUACACAAAAAAGAAAAUGUCACAUACAAGUUAUAAUAGUGAUUCAGUCGCAGAAAUACCCGAAGACCCAUAAAAAAAACCGCGCAAAUAUAUAUAGUCUUCGAAAAGGAAAAAACUUGUGAAAACUACUAAUACAAAAACAGCCAGUGCAAAAUAAACGGGAAGAAUUUUUUUUUGUGUCCCUUUUUUUGGUGUUUUUUCCCCGUAUUUCCCAUUUGACGGAGAAAGUGCGCAACAACACUUGUGAGACGGCGGAAACGGGAUAGAAAUAGAUAUAGUCGAUCGGAAACCUAACCAAAUUGGAUUACAAUUGAAUAGACGAAUACACAGCAAUCGAAGAAAACGGCUGUUCGCAGAGACAGCCCCAUAACUCAGGAACUAGGAUCUACAUAUAAGCUAAAGAAACCAGACACAGACAAAAUGUCACUGCAGUUUGACUACCACGCAGAGAUGGAAAUGUUUGACUUUCCCUUCGAUUUGGGGAAUGAUCUGUACGACAUCGACGUUACUCAUCCGCCGGCCACCAUCAAAAGCGACCUUGAAAGGAUCAGGGACGUGGACAGGGACCUUCAGGUCUUCGGCAUCGAGGGGGACAUGAAGUCGGAGCUGCGCCACAGCGACUGCAUGUGGCCGGCGAUGGCGAACUGCCUGAGCGGCCUCGGCAAUGUGGCGGGCAGUGGGGGCAACAGUGCGGCCUCCUCAUACAGCGAGACCAGCGCCAUUCCCCUGGCCGUGGUGUCGGGCGCCGCGAACCCCUACUCGCCGUACCAGCGGUCCCAGGUCGCCGACGGCCACAACAUCCAGCAGGCGCAGCUGGGGAGCUCUGAGGACAUGCCGGUGAUUAUCAAGAAAGAGCUGCUCGACCAGGACUACACGGUCGGCCAGAAGCGCAGGCGCCUGAGCGGAGGCGACAAAAAGGCGCCGCCGCAGGACGAGGACCAGCUGAUCCCGCCCGGAGGCAGCCUGCUGCGCAAGCGCAACCUCGGGGUGAUGCCCAACCGCAAGUACCUCAGGCCCGACACACCCCUCAGUCUCGCCGACGAGGUGGUAGCCUCCGAGUUCCGGCACAACGUGGACCUUCGCGCCUGCGUGAUGGGCAGCAACAACAUUUCGCUAAGCAGCGACGACGGCGAUGUCAGCUGCAUCAACCAGAUCAGCAGGGACCUGCAGAGCGCUGGCAAGGACCAGUUCACCGUGCGCUUCCCCAUUCCGCCGAUCAACGACGUGCUCGACGUGCUCAACCAGCAGGCCAACGCGGGCCAGCAGCCGCAGGGCGGCCAGGCCAUCGAUGAGCAGCACCAGGCCAUCCACAUGGCCACCGGCAGCAGCACGGUGGGCUCUCCGCCGACGACCGGCUCAGACAGCGACUCCGACGAGGGCGAGGUGCCCAGCUACGGAUUGCGGCUCCACCGCAGCAGCAAAGGCACCCACAGCAGCGGCGCCGGCAGCAGCACCAGCAUGCUGCACAUGCUGCACAUCAGCGACCAUAGCUACACACGGUGCAACGACGACGGACCCAAUCUCGAGACCCCCUCCGAUUCCGACGAGGAAAUCGACGUGGUCACCUACACGGACAAGAAGCUGCCCACGAACCCCUCGUGCCACGUGAUGGGCGCCCUGCAGACCAAGAUGGCCCACAAGAUAUCGGUCGACCACAUGAAGCAGAAGUCGCGCUACGCCAACUUCAACCUGCCGUACACGCCGGCCAGCAGCAGUCCGGUGAAGUCGGUGGCCAACUCGCGCUACCCCUCGCCCUCGAGCACGCCGCACCAGCACUGCGCCUCCGCAUCGCCGUCCUACUCGCCGCAGUCGGUGGAGUCCUCCAACGUGAGUUCCGUCUCCAGCUCCAGUUCCAGCUCCCAGUCGAGCUUCGGCUCCUCGGGCGUGAAGGGUCGCAAGCGGUCCUGCUUGAAGGGUCCGGGCGCCGCCGGAGUGGCAGCCACCGGCACCGCCACCGCCUCCAUGGCUCUGCCGAUCAACAGCCACCUUGGCAACGCGCCGGUCGGCAAGAAGUGCCGCGGCAAGAAGGCGGCGGCGGGCUGCUCCUCCGCGUCCUCCGCAUCCGGCAGCAUGUCGCCGGGCAGUGCGUCGGCUGGCCAGGAGGUGGAGCCCUUCGAGCACAGCUGGCAGCGGCGCAGCGGAGUGAUGAAUGCCGGACCAGGAGGCAGCAGCGGCGUUAUGCGCAAGGAGUUCGGUCUGGGGCUGGAUGAGGCCGACACGAUCGAGAAGCGCAACCAGCACAACGACAUGGAGCGGCAGCGCCGUAUCGGGCUGAAGAACCUCUUCGAGGCCCUGAAGAAGCAGAUCCCCACGAUCCGCGACAAGGAGCGGGCUCCCAAGGUCAACAUCCUGCGGGAGGCGGCCAAGCUGUGCACCCAGCUCACCCAGGAGGAGCACGAGCUGAGCCUGCAGCGCCAGCUCCUGGCCGCGAAGCUCAAGAAGCUCAAGGAGACCCUGGUCUGGAGGUCCAGGAUGGUCAAAAGCGAGCCGCACCCGGUCAGUGGAUAGUGUCGUCUAGUAGUGCUAGUGCUAUCUACCUAAAGCGGCGGCGUACUCCCAGACUCCACCCCCGGCUCUUUUUAUUUAACACUUACUUAUGUUUAUGCCUCAACACUUUUUUUCACACCCUCGAUUCUCUCUUGACCGUAGGCCUUGCAUGCAUACUUAUACCUGUUUUUUUUCUGUGGAGAGCUUCAGUAUCAGUUAGUAGAUUACGUUUCGGCAUUCGCCGUCAUGAUUUCGUACCGUUCAAGGGGGUAGUGUACAAGUGAUUUAACCAUUUUGAUUUCUUUGAUGUGAUAUAUAUAUGAUUUUCUUUUCCCGCGAAUUCACUUUUUAAAGGAGUUAGGGGAAGCGGUUAUUGGAAUCAAGUUGAAGUGUUUUAUUUUUUGCUGCGCAUAUUACAAUACAAACGUAGGACCUUAGGCAUAACAUAGCUAACGCUUAGUGUUUGUAUAUAACAUAUGAUUUAGCGUAUACAAUAGAUAUUAUUUGAAUAAGCUUAAGCUACUUAACCAUGAAGUAAACGACGAGGAAAACACGGAACCUUAACACAAACCAGGAGAAAGAACUAAGAAAUGAAGAGUAGAAGAGAAACUAAAGGAAGGAAGGAAGGAUGAAUGGUCUUCCAUUCCCAUGGAAGAUGAAAAUAAGAAAGGAAGAAAGUUAUAAUGGAAGAAAGAAAGGAGAGAAAGUUAUAAUGGAAGGAAGAAAGGAGAGAAAGAAGAAAGAAAAAAAUGGAAAAGAAGAUGAAAAAAGGAAAAGAAAAAAGGGAAAAAGAAGAAAGGAAGGAAGGAAGGAAGGAAGAAAGAAAAAAGUGAAAACAAAAACGGAUACGGAAAACAGACAAAAGUUACAACGAAUGAGCCACAAAGAGGAGAUAGAGCACACAAAAUCGGAAGUCAACACGAAGAUAAGAUAUGUUAGUAUAGCUAUAUGAUAUAGAGUUUAGAACUUUUGGUUGGCACAAGACCCCCAAAAAGAGACGGAUUCAAAUAGUUCCAAACUUCUUGACGAAGCACAAUGGAUCUAACUAACUUAAAAACUAAGCGUAUGUUCAUUGACAUGCGAAAUGUCAUUGGAACGAAAUGAAACCCAACUAUACCUGCAUGCAUACUUCAAUGCUUUUGCUUAGAGCCCCACUUGUUCCCCUUUAUAACCCAUAUAUGUAUAUAUAUAUAUAUAAAUACAUAUACAUCUGUUAGACGACGUGAAGAUAAAAGUGAAAACGCUUUUUAUAUACACCCAAAAAAAAGAACAUUGAACUUUACUGCCUAUACUGAGAAAUACAUUUUAUUUGCUAUGAAGAUUAUGAAUAUAGUUAUAUACGUGUGCAUAUAUAGGAACCUUUUUACAAUCAUAUUAUAUAUUUUUUUUUUUUUUUUGUUACACCUAGAUAUACAUACAUAUAUUUUUAACUGAUAACUAUGCGUAUGAAGAGCGCAAAACUUAACGACAACAAAACGGAAUCAAGAAAACUUUAAACUAUUUAAUAGUGCUAAACUUAACCUAAAUGAAAACCUUUCGAGAAUAGCUAAUGUGUAGUUAGUUAGGUGGAGAGAGGGAGAAAGAGUGGAGAAAUUGGCUGCAAAGUUUGUGAUUGGAGUUACGAUAGACCCAGAAAGAUAUACACACCCAAGAACCAAGAGAACUCAAACUUUUGUGAGCUGUUUAACUGUCGAUUUUUUGCUAAUAAGUUAUUGCUACUCGGCAAUAUGUUAUGUAUGAUUAACGAUUAUACCAAUUGUUUACACGCAUCUAAAUAUCAACUAAAUAACUACUAUUAAAAUAAAGGACAUGAAAUGAAGUCAAAAGCAGCGCAUAAGAGAAUAUACAGAAAACACGAACGCGAUUCAAAGGAAAUUUCAACUGUUAUUUAGGUUUAAACAUUCAAAACAGAUAUGAUGAUAUAUGAUCAGAUAUCGUAUAAAAACGGGGGAGUUUAUAGACAUAUAUAAAGCGUAUAUUUUUAUAGUGUAGAACGACGUUUAAACGACAUUUUUUAUGUGAGUUCUAGGCUAAUACAUAUACCCAAAUAUAUAUAAUUCUUAUAUUUUUUGUUUAUUACUAGCCUUAUGUUUGAUGAUCCCUUGAAAUAUUUUUAUAUGAUUCUUUUUUUAUUACGCCGCCGCAAAACAUUUUUGAAAGCAAACCCCUGAACUUUUUUUCUUUAUAAAAUAAUUAAAAUACACAUUAAACUGUUAAAUUGAAAAAAAAAUUCAUUUAAGUGGACAAACAAUUUAGAAGUAUAUUUUUGUACUGUUUCAACCAAAAAUGUGUACACACUGUAAAUAGCAAUCUCGUUAAAUAAUAGUUACACGCGCCUGCAAAAUAGAAAACUCAAAAUUAAAAUUUUUGUUAUAAAAAAACAAAUAAAAACCGGGAGAGAAUACACAAAGCAAUAGACUUAAGCGAAUUGUACAACGCGAAAAGAAAAGAAAACUUCAAUAAACCAACAAACAAACACACAAUACACACACCCAUAUAUAUAUAUACAUAUAUAUAUAUAUAUAUGUAUAUAUACAAAAUACCCACACCUAUGAAUAUACAAAUUAAAGAAACACAAAUGCACCUAUUUUCCUAUAGUACAUACAACAAGAAAAGGUUUAACAAAAAACCAUCUAGUUUUUUUUCUAUAGUUUCAUCAAAUAAAAACAACAACCGUACAAAUUUACGAUACAAUUAACUAAAAACAAAUUACAAAAACAAAAAUACGAAAAGCAAACCUUUUCCUUGUUUAGUCCUUUUAAUAAUUUAUUAACAAAACAAGAAAUUCAAGUAAUAGCAUUUUUAAACAUAAUUUUUUUAUUACAAACAAAACUAUAUAUUACAACUAUGACCAAAACCAAAAUCCUCGCAAACAAAACAAAAAAAAAUGAAACUUUUUUCUUAUAGAUUACAGUUAUAACAAAAAAGAAAUUUUUAAGUUAUAUAUAAUAUUUUAUGAUUAUGAAAUUUUUAUAUUAUACACACAAAAACUACUAUUUGAAUUAGUUGCUAAACACUAAUUAUUAAAAAAAAACGCAAAUUUAAAAAAAAAAA